Dendronephthya gigantea is the source of this 519-nucleotide messenger RNA. RefSeq lists its product as uncharacterized. NCBI's taxonomy places the organism in Eukaryota, Metazoa, Cnidaria, Anthozoa, Malacalcyonacea, Nephtheidae. The record is from RefSeq and is a predicted model, not a curated record. The coding region runs from base 1 to 519 and encodes 172 amino acids. The transcript has a single exon.
AUGCCCUGGAGUGAAGCUCAGAGAAAUAGGUUAGCUGCAGAGAAAAGUGUGCUGGAUCAUUUCUUUCCUGGCAGUGUGAAAUGGAUUGAUCCAACUGGCGAUACAAAAGUGGAGAUAAAUUUGAAAACCAACAACGACAACGAAUACACUCUCAGGGUUUACAUCGGCGAUUUUCCAAAUUCGAUUCCUGAUAUGGUCGUCAUAUCCUCGCCAAAACCCAUGCCUGAUUGGGGGUUUUUGGCGCACACUUUAGGAAAACGUGACGGGUAUUUGCAAAUUUGCCACUAUCACCCCAGCCAAUGGACGGAUCGUUCGUCGCUGUAUGAAGUCAUUAUGAAAGGAAGAGUUUGGCUCGAAGCCUACGAAGGUCAUUUGAGAACAGGGAAACCUAUGAGUUAUUUCCUUCGAGAAAUGGGUGCUAGCGAAAGUUUUCCAUCUUCGCCAGAAAGUUCGAGUUCCUUGCCGAAUCUAACCAGUAGAACAGAGAGUAGUAUUUACAGUAGUUGCGUAUGUCAGUGA